Molecule: messenger RNA, 7577 nt
Organism: Brienomyrus brachyistius
Lineage: Eukaryota; Metazoa; Chordata; Actinopteri; Osteoglossiformes; Mormyridae
Product: protein NLRC5-like
Exons: 35
Coding region: 217-7335 (2372 amino acids)
Molecular function (GO): protein binding
Source: RefSeq, a predicted model, not a curated record
UCCACCGUGCCACUGAGUCCGCGUCCGUUUCUGCUCAGACAGUUUCCGCGUUUCACACGAAGCGGAUCAUUUCCUGUCUGUAAAUGAAAGUGAAAGUGAUUUAAAGCUGGAAUCGCCAUUUUGUCAAGAAACACGAAUAAGACUCUGGAAAAAAAUAAAGAUAUUUUUAUUGCAAGAGGACCCAGCAGGAAUCAUCUGGUCUGAAUCGUCACGAAAAUGGAGGAAGCUGCUUCUGAAAUGCGCCCCCUUGUGGAGUGUAACAGAAAGAGCACUGAGAGUGUCCUGAUGGAGAGAGCAGACUCCCCUGUACCCAGCAGUGUGAUGCCGUCCCCAUUGUAUGAAUUAUAUUUAUACCAUGAGGGUUUGUUUCCUCUCACUGCCCACAGUGUCCUGAUGAAGAGAGCAGACUCCCCUGUACCCAGCAGUGCUUCCCUGAAGAGUGACAGGUCAAUGGAAGAUCCAAUCCACUUCAGAGAGGGAUCUUUUCCUACAGAUCAAAGUGUCCUGAUGGAGAGAGCAGACUCCCCUGUACCCAGCUGUGUUUCCCUGAAGAGUGACUGGUCAAUUCCUCUACCACCCGCCUUCAGAGAGGAACCUUUUCCUACAGAUCAAAGUGUCCGGAUGAAGAGAGCAGACUCCCCUGUACCCAGCUGUGUUUCCCUGAAGAGUGACAGGUCAAUGCCUCUACCACCCACCUUCAGUGAGGGACCUUUUCCUACAGAUCAAAGUGUCCUGAUGAAGAGAGCAGACUCCCCUGUACCCAGCUGUGUUUCCAUGAAGAGUGACUGGUCAAUGGAGCACCCAGCCACCUUCAAAGAGGGACCUUUUCCUACAGAUCAAAGUGUCCUGAUGAAGAGAGCAGACUCCCCUGUACCCAGCUGUGUUUCCCUGAAGAGUGACGCGUCACUGCCUCUACCACCCACCUUCAGUGAGGGACCUUUUCCUAAAGAUCAAAGUGUCCUGAUGAAGAGAGCAGACUCCCCUGUACCCAGCAGUGUCUCCCUGAAGAGUGACAGGUCAAUGGAAGAUCCAAUCCACUUCAGAGAGGGAUCUUUUCCUACAGAUCAAAGAGACCAAAAGGAAGAAUGCACUUCAGACCUACAUGACAAAUCGGGUUUAUCAUCCAUAUCGAAGUUACUAGAGGAAAAAGCUGUAAAGUUCCUAAAGGAUGAGCUGAAGAAGUUUGUGAGGUACCUAGAUCAAAAUUACCCAGAAUGCUCUGAGCCUCAGCUGGAGGAGGACAAUGACCUGGACAGUGAUGGUCAGAUGCAGAAGACCUGUGGCAGAGAGGGAGCUCUGAAGAUCACACUGUACAUCCUGAGGACCAUGAAGCAAAAUGAUCUCGCUGACAUGCUGGAGAAGAGACAGCUCAUGCUGGAUUAUCUGCACAGAAUCAAAAGUAACCUGAAGCAGAAAUUUCAGUGUGUAUUUGAAGGGAAUCCUAAGGAAGGACAGCCAACACUUCUCAGUGAGAUUUACACAGAACUCUACAUAACUGAAGGUGGGACUGGAGGAGUCAAUGAUGAACAUGAAGUGAGACAGAUUGAAACAGCAUCCAAGAAAAGGCGAACAGAAGAUACUACAGUCAAGUGCAAUGAUAUAUUUAAACCUUUAUGUGGGCGUGAGACACCUAUCAGAACUGUACUCACUAAAGGGGUGGCAGGUAUCGGGAAAACAGUCUCUGUGCAGAAAUUUAUUCUCGACUGGGCAGAAGGAAAAGCAAACCAGGAUGUUCACUUUAUAUUUGCUCUUCCUUUCCGGGACCUAAAUUUGAUUAAGGAGGAAUACAGUCUGAUUGAACUGCUUCACCACUUUGUCCCAGAACUGAAAUUGCUUGAAUCCACUGAGGUGUUUAGGUACAAAGUCUUGUUCAUCUUUGAUGGUCUGGAUGAGUGUCACCUUCCUCUACAUUUUCAUAACAAUGAGAGCUGGUUUGAUGUAACAAUGAAAAUGUCACUGGAUGUGCUGUUGACUAACCUCAUUAAGGGGAAUCUGCUUCCAUCCGCUCUCCUCUGGAUAACCUCUCGGCCAGCAGCAGCCAAGCAGAUACCUCCUAAGUGUGUCCACCGGGUGACAGAGAUACGAGGGUUCAGUGAUGCCCAGAAGGAGGAGUAUUUCAGGAGGAGAUUCAGUGAUCAGAGCCUGACCAGCAGGAUUAUCACACAUGUGAAAUCAUCAAGGAGCCUCUUCAUCAUGUGCCACAUACCUGUGUUCUGCUGGAUUUCAGCCACUGUGCUUAAGAGGCUUUUUAGUGAGACUGACAGGGGAGAAAUUCCAAGGACUCUGACUGAAAUGUACACACACUUCCUGAUCUUUCAGGCGAGUUUAAAAAAUGACAAGUAUAUGGAAAACGAUGAAACCAAGCUUAAGAAAUACAGCAAGGAAUUCCUUUUGAAACUUGGUAAACUGGCUUUUGACAACCUUGAGAAAGGCAAUCUCAUAUUUUAUGAGCAAGAUCUGACAGAGAAUGACAUUGAUGUCACUGAAGCUUCAGUUUACUCUGGAGUGUGCACAGAAGUCUUUAAAGAGGAAUAUGGGCUGUAUGAGGAGAAGGUGUACUGCUUUGUGCAUCUGAGCAUCCAGGAGUAUCUCGCUGCUUUAUACGUGUUUCUGUCAAACUCAUCAGCUGACCUGCUGGAGACUGCAGUGGAUCAGGCAUUAGAGAGCAAGAAUGGACACUUGGACCUCUACCUCCGCUUCCUCCUGGGCCUCUCAACAGACUCCGGUAAGACACUGUUACAAAGGCUACUGGGACAGAGAGGAACAAGUUUAUAUACCACUUUUAAAAGAUCCAUAAAAAGGCUACUGGGACAGACAACAGCCAAAUACAUCAGGGAGAAAAUAAAGGAGAAUUUAUCUCCAGAAAGGACCAUCAACCUAUUCCACUGUCUGGUUGAACUGGGUGACAAUUCUCUAGUAAAUGAUGUAGAAAGGUACCUGAAUUCAGGAAGCCUUUCAGCAGAAGACCUCUCACCUGCACAGUACUCAGCUCUGGCCUUUGUGAUGCUGAUGUCAGAUGAGGAGCUGGAUGUGUUUAAUAUGAAGAAAUUCAUCAGAUCAGAUGAAGAGCACUGGAGGCUGCUGCCUGUUGUCAAGAACUCCAGGACGGCUCUGCUGAACAGCUGUAAUCUCACAGAGAAAUGCUGUGAGGUGCUGGCUUCAGCUCUCAGAUCAAACUCCUCACACCUGAGAGAGCUGGACCUGAGUGACAAUGACCUGCAGGAUUCAGGAGUGAAGCUGCUCUCUGCUGGACUGGGGGAUUCACACUGUAAGCUGGAGUUACUGUGGCUGAACAGCUGUAAUCUCACAGAGAAAUGCUGUGAGGCGCUGGCUUCAGCUCUCAGAUCAAACUCCUCACCCCUGAGAGAGCUGGACCUGAGUGACAAUGACCUGCAGGAUUCAGGAGUGAAGCUGCUCUCUGCUGGACUGGGGGAUUCACACUGUAACCUGGAGAUACUGAGGCUGAACAGCUGUAAUCUCACAGAGAAAUGCUGUGAGGUGCUGGCUUCGGCUCUCAGAUCAAACUCCUCACCCCUGAGAGAGCUGGACCUGAGUGACAAUGACCUGCAGGGUUCAGGAGUGAAGCUGCUCUCUGCUGGACUGGGGGAUUCACACUGUAAACUGGGGAUACUGAGGCUAUCAGGCUGUAGAGUCACAGAAGAAGGCUGUUCUUCCCUGGUUUCAGCUCUGAGGUCAAACCCCUCACACCUGAGAGAGCUGGAUCUGAGCUACAAUCACCCAGAAGACUCAGGAGUGAAGCUGCUCUCUGCUGUACUGGAGGAUCCCAGCUGUAAACUGGAGAAGCUGAAGCUGUCAGGCUGUAGAGUCACAGAAGAAGGCUGUUCUUCCCUGGCUUCAGCUCUGAGGUCAAACCCCUCACACCUGAGAGAGCUGGAUCUGAGCUACAAUCACCCAGGAGACUCAGGAGUGAAGCUGCUCUCUGCUGUACUGGAGGAUCCCAGCUGUAAACUGGAGAAGCUGAAGCUGUCAGGCUGUAGAGUCACAGAAGAAGGCUGUUCUUCCCUGGCUUCAGCUCUGAGGUCAAACCCCUCACACCUGAGAGAGCUGGAUCUGAGCUACAAUCACCCAGGAGACUCAGGAGUAAAGCUGCUCUCUGCUGGACUGGGGGAUUCACACUGUAAACUAGAGAUACUGAGGCUGAACAGCUGUAAUCUCACAAAGAAAUGCUGUGAGGUGCUGGCUUCAGCUCUCAGAUCAAACUCCUCACCCCUGAGAGAGCUGGACCUGAGUGACAAUGACCUGCAGGAUUCAGGAGUGAAGCUGCUCUCUGCUGGACUGGGGGAUUCACACUGUAAACUGGGGAUACUGAGGCUGUCAGGCUGUAGAGUCACAGAAGAAGGCUGUUCUUCCCUGGCUUCAGCUCUGAGGUCAAACCCCUCACACCUGAGAGAGCUGGAUCUGAGCUACAAUCACCCAGGAGACUCAGGAGUGAAGCUGCUCUCUGCUGGACUGGGGGAUUCACACUGUAAACUAGAGAUACUGAGGCUGAACAGCUGUAAUCUCACAAAGAAAUGCUGUGAGGUGCUGGCUUCAGCUCUCAGAUCAAACUCCUCACCCCUGAGAGAGCUGGACCUGAGUGACAAUGGCCUGCAGGAUUCAGGAGUGAAGCUGCUCUCUGCUGGACUGGGGGAUUCACACUGUAAACUGGGGAUACUGAGGCUGUCAGGCUGUAGAGUCACAGAAGAAGGCUGUUCUUCCCUGGCUUCUGCUCUGAAGUCAAACCCCUCACACCUGAGAGAGCUGGACCUGAGCUACAAUCACACUGGAGACUCAGGAGUGAAGCUGCUCUCUGCUGGACUGGGGGAUUCACACUGUAAACUGGAGAUACUGAGGCUGAACCGCUGUAAUCUCACAGAGAAAUGCUGUGAGGCGCUGGCUUCAGCUCUCAGAUCAAACUCCUCACACCUGAGAGAGCUGGACCUGAGUGACAAUGACCUGCAGGAUUCAGGAGUGAAGCUGCUCUCUGCUGGACUGGGGGAUUCACACUGUAAACUGGGGAUACUGAGGCUGAACAGCUGUAAUCUCACAAAGAAAUGCUGUGAGGUGCUGGCUUCAGCUCUCAGAUCAAACUCCUCACCCCUGAGAGAGCUGGACCUGAGUGACAAUGACUUGCAGGGUUCAGGAGUGAAGCUGCUCUCUGCUGGACUGGGGGAUUCACACUGUAAACUGGAGAUACUGAGGCUGAACAGCUGUAAUCUCACAGAGAAAUGCUGUGAGGCGCUGGCUUCAGCUCUCAGAUCAAACUCCUCACACCUGAGAGAGCUGGACCUGAGUAACAAUGACCUGCAGGAUUCAGGAGUGAAGCUGCUCUCUGCUGGACUGGGGGAUUCACACUGUAAGCUGGAGAUACUGAGGCUGAACAGCUGUAAUCUCACAGAGAAAUGCUGUGAGGUGCUGGCUUCAGCUCUCAGAUCAAACUCCUCACGCCUGAGUGAGCUGGACCUGAGUCACAAUGACCUGCAGGAUUCAGGAGUGAAGCUGCUUUCUGCUGGACUGGGGGAUUCACACUGUAAACUGGAGAUACUGAGGCUGAACAGCUGUAAUCUCACAGAGAAAUGCUGUGAGUCGCUGGCUUCAGCUCUCAGAUCAAACUCCUCACCCCUGAGAGAGCUGGACCUGAGUGACAAUGACCUGCAGGAUUCAGGAGUGAUGCUGCUCUCUGCUGGACUGGGGGAUUCAUACUGUAAGCUGGAGAUACUGAGGCUGAACCGCUGUAAUCUCACAAAGAAAUGCAGUGAGGCGCUGGCUUCAGCUCUCAGAUCAAACUCCUCACACCUGAGAGAGCUGGACCUGAGUGACAAUAACCUGCAGGAUUUAGGAGUGAAGCUGCUCUCUGCUGGACUGGGGGAUUCACACUGUAAACUGGAGAUACUGAGGCUGUCAGGCUGUAGAGUCACAGAAGAAGGCUGUUCUUCCCUGGCUUCAGCUCUGAGGUCAAACCCCUCACACCUGAGAGAGCUGGACCUGAGCUACAAUCACCCAGGAGACUCAGGAGUGAAGCUGCUCUCUGCUGUACUGGGGGAUUCACACUGUAAGCUGGAGAUACUGAGGCUGAACAGCUGUAAUCUCACAAAGAAAUGCUGUGAGGCGCUGGCUUCAGCUCUCAGAUCAAACUCCUCACCCCUGAGAGAGCUGGACCUGAGUGACAAUGACCUGCAGGAUUCAGGAAUGAAGCUGCUUUCUGCUGGACUGGGGGAUUCACACUGUAAGCUGGAGAUACUGAGGCUGAACCACUGUAAUCUCACAAAGAAAUGCAGUGAGGUGCUGGCUUCAGCUCUCAGAUCAAACUUCUCACACCUGAGAGAGCUGGACCUGAGUGACAAUGACCUGCAGGAUUCAGGAGUGAAGCUGCUCUCUGCUGGACUGGGGGAUUCACACUGUAAACUGGGGAUACUGAGGCUGAACAGCUGUAAUCUCACAGAGAAAUGCUGUGAGGUGCUGGCUUCAGCUCUCAGAUCAAACUCCUCACCCCUGAGAGAGCUGGACCUGAGUGACAAUGACCUGCAGGAUUCAGGAGUGAAGCUGCUCUCUGCUGGACUCAGGGAUUCACACUGUAAACUGGAGAUAUUGAGGCUGUCAGGCUGUAGAGUCACAGAAGAAGGCUGUUCUUCCCUGGCUUCGGCUCUGAGGUCAAACCCCUCACACCUGAGAGAGCUGGACCUGAGCUACAAUCACUCAGGAGACUCAGGAGUGAAGUUGCUCUCUGCUGUACUGGAGGAUCCCAGCUGUAAACUGGAGAAGCUGAAUGUGGACCACGGUGGACAGUGCAGGACCAGACCAGGCGUACAGAAAUACUCCUGCCAGCUGACGCUGGACCCCAACACAGCAAACAGACGCCUGUCUCUGUCAGGGGGGAACAGGAAGGUGACAUGUGUGUGGGGGGCAGAGCAGCCAUAUCCUGAUCAUCCAGAGAGAUUUGACUUCUGCCCCCAAGUUCUGUGCAGAGAGAGUCUGACUGGCCGCUGUUACUGGGAGGCUGAGUGGGAUGGAUAUGGAGCCUGGAUAGCAGUGACUUAUAAAGGGAUCGAGAGGAAAGGAGGGAGUGACUGUCUGCUUGGAUACAAUGACAAGUCAUGGUGUCUGCACUGUAAUAUUGACAGAUACUCUGUCCGGCACAAUUAUGAAGAGACUCUCAUACCCAUACGGGCCUCAGGCUCCCGCAGAGUAGGAGUGUAUCUGGACUGGGGGGCUGGUGCUCUGUCCUUCUACAGAGUCUCCUCUGAUGGACUGACCCCCCUGUACAGAUUCACCUCCUCAUUCACUGAGUCCCUCUAUCCAGGGUUUUAUGUUUCUAACUCCAUAGUGUUACUGUGACGUGUUGCUGAUUCUCCUGGCAAAAAGGUCAAAUCUCUGCUUUUUAACCUUUAUAAUCCUUUUUACUCUGAAAUGUAUGUUUCACAAACAUAUAGUUUUUCUCUCUGACUAAAAUGUAACUAAAUGUAAUCCUGAUUGGAGGGGGCUUCCCCCUCCCCUGUAUAUGUACAUUUUAUACAUUUAUGCCUGUUUACUAUAUUACUGUACAAUGACAAUAAAGUCUUUCUGUUCUGUCCUAUUAA